Anneissia japonica is the source of this 2446-nucleotide messenger RNA. Its product is annotated as growth factor receptor-bound protein 2-like. The transcript has 5 exons. The record is from RefSeq and is a predicted model, not a curated record. Gene Ontology annotation, molecular function: protein binding. NCBI's taxonomy places the organism in Eukaryota, Metazoa, Echinodermata, Crinoidea, Comatulida, Comatulidae. The coding region runs from base 441 to 1079 and encodes 212 amino acids.
UCCUCGACAGGUGGUGGUGUUUGGUCUUCACUGUUUAAAGAGACAAUUAGUGGACGACAUGAUAGAGCAGUUUCACGUAUCUGUAGUAUUUAAUAUGUUACUCAGAGCGCAAUAAUUCUACAGUAGACCGAUACUCUGCAUUGUCAAAAAUCCUGAAUUUUUCGCAACGUAACAGUUUCUUAAUUGAACCAAGGCAGGCUGCAGGAAUUCUUCUAAGGAUAACAGUAAUUUCCUUUACUAUACUAUGGGGUGGGCCUAGGUCUAAUCUGCAUACAGUACAACCAGAGUGCUUACCUCCUAGUUUGGUACGCCGUGCCACCUAACGUUUAGGCCUAGGCUAGGCCUAGAUAGUACCGAGGCUAUAUAGGCCUAGUGGGUCUACGUAACUUACUGCAGCAGUUUAACCUCGUCAAGGGUUGAGUAAUACAGAUCAAUACAGCAUGGAAGCCAUUGCGUUAUAUGAUUUUAAUGGGAAGGAAAGUGACGAGCUUUCUUUCAUUAAAGGCUCGGUGAUUAAGAUCCUAAAUAUGGAUGAAGAUAAACACUGGUACAAAGCAGAACAAGAUGGGUGUGAUGGGAUGGUGCCGAAGAAUUACAUACAGAUGAAACCACAUACGUGGUUCCAUGGGAAACUGUCUCGGGCGGAUGCUGAGAGGCUGUUGAUGAAACAGAAUAUAGACGGCGCGUUUUUGAUUAGGGAAAGCGAGAGUACACCUGGCGAUUUUUCUCUUUCUGUAAAGUUUCAAAAUCAAAUCCAACACUUCAAGGUAUUGCGCGAUGGUGCUGGCAAGUACUUCCUAUGGGUUGUGAAAUUUAACUCAUUGAAUCAACUAGUUGAUUAUCAUCGUACGUCCUCAGUCAGCAGAACCCAAACCAUUUAUAUAAAAGACAUGUUGGUAUCAAAGGAGAGGGUGGAAGCCUGUUUUGAUUUCACUGCCCAGGAUGAAGGAGAAUUGAGUAUGAACAAAGGGCAGUUAAUAGAAGUUUUGGACAAGUCGGAUAAAAAUUGGUGGAGGGGCCGACUAGAUGGCAAGGAAGGAAUGUUCCCAGCUCCAUACGUCAAGCCUGUUACAAACUGAUACUUGGAGAAUGUUUAAUUUCAAGACUGUUACGUUACAUUAUAAUGUUCAAGUGAAGAAGUACACUGGUAGUGGUAGUUAAUAUACCUAUAAGCUACUGUACUGUUUUAGCUUAAAUGCUACUGCUACAAUAUUCUACUAAUUUAAUACUCAUACAUUAAACUCUGUUAUACACUAUGUAUAUAUUGUUAUUAAUGUUGGAGACAGACCUCUAUUCAAACUUGUGGUAAUUGGUAAUUCUGUACUGUAGCUUUGCUGAAACACUCAAUGGUGUAGUAUCUUGGGAAGGGGAGGGGAGAUGAUGCGAUUAUUGGUGUGGGGGGAGAGACAGAAAUUGACAUCUUGGCCUGUAAUUUGUAAGGAUGGUCAAACUCAACAAGUGACCAAUCAGAGCAGAGCCAUGUAUAUGCGCAUGUCUAACAAACACACGUGUUGUUGCACAAACGCGUGUGUCAGCGUAUGUUUUUACAUUACCAUUUUGUGGGACCUUAUCAACAAUAUUAAGGGGCAGGGCCUUAACGGAAAGGUCUAUUAACCAACAACAGUUAGUUUAACGUAAAGGUCUAUUAACCAACAACAGUUAGUUUUCACCACACGACAUUAACCUUAACUUUAACAUUAGUACCUAACAUGCAACGCAAUAGCUAGCUGCGCCCUUUAUGUAAACAAAUUGAAAUACGCAUGAGCAAACCCGUAACUAACGUACAUCGAGCACGUUAAAUCCUGAAAUUAACGUACUCCGCAAUGCAAGAUGAAUAAAUUAUGACGUCAUCUGUUAACGUUAAGUUUAACGUCGUGUGGCGAAAACUACCUAACAUAACGCCACUGAACAUUGUAUUCUGCUGUGGAUAUUGCCGCUUUACAAAUCCUUGAUAUGUUGACAUUUAUUUUGACAUUCAGCCAAGAUUCAUGGGAAAUGCGUGGUACAUUAAAUUUGGUGCAAAUUAGGAUUAGCUUAUAACGGAGGUGAACAUGAGGAACUAGAGUAUAUACAGUAAUUGUAAUUGUUGAAUGUUAUAUGUGUGGAGGUAACAAAUGUUUUCACUCUUUCACGUGUGCAUAAAAACACUAGUUCUCAUCACACUGCAACUGCAUAUGACAGAAUCUCUAAAGACACUUCGCUUGCCACGUAGCACUUUAAGCAUAUACCGUAAAACCUCGAAUUGAAGCCCAAUGGGCUUAAUCUCGAGAAGCCUCCCCCCAUCUUGAAUUAAAGCCCCCUCUUUGGUUUGCAAAAGUUGCCUCGAAAAGAAGCCCAUGGGCUUGGCUUUGCAUUGCCUUUUUUUUCGAGAUAGUACAGUACAUACACUGUACAUGAAUUUCAAGGAAACAAAAACAAGUUUAAAAUGCUUGGUUUAUACAGCACU